Molecule: messenger RNA, 870 nt
Organism: Eutrema salsugineum
Lineage: Eukaryota; Viridiplantae; Streptophyta; Magnoliopsida; Brassicales; Brassicaceae
Exons: 5
Coding region: 113-718 (201 amino acids)
Cellular component (GO): mitochondrion
Source: RefSeq, a predicted model, not a curated record
GUUCUGGUCGUCUUUUACCGGACUGUAGAAGGACUGAAGGAGAAAGCGAUUGCGGCGGAGAGGGAGAUCGGAAAUUCAUCUUUAUUGCUGUGAAGACAAUACAGUUUGAUCUAUGGAAGCUGUAGAAAAAGUCGAAGAAACUAUCCCAGGCAAUUCGUCAAGAUUAGCUGGAAAUCCCAACUGGGGAACAGCAACUGUUGUUGGGAUUUUUGCUGGAAUGCUCUAUGGAGGGAGCAAAGAGGCUUCUGCUUCUGUGAGCAAGGAUGCAGAAGUGAUGUUGAAGAUGGGUAGUACACAGGAUAAGCGAGAACAACACAGAUUGAUGCGAGAUGCAAUGGAGAAAAGAUUCACCCGAGUAACUCGUGGCUCUCUCAUUGGAGGGAUGCGCCUUGGAAUGUUCACCGCCUCAUUCUUUAGUCUUCAAAACUUUUUAGCUGAGACGCGAGGAGUUCAUGAUGUGUUCAAUGUCGUAGGAGCUGGUUCAGCUACAGCUGCAGUAUUUGGCCUAAUCAUGCCGGGGUCACUUGCUUGGCGCGCGCGGAAUGUGAUGCUCGGUUCAGUUCUUGGAGCUACAGUCUGCUUCCCUCUUGGUUGGUUACAACUUAAGCUCAUGGAGAAAGCAAAUGAACGCAACAAAGAAGAUACGAGCCACCAUGGCGAGGUCACGAGUGGUGUUGGUGCAGCUAUUGAGAGACUCGAACAACAGUUGAGAAAAUAAGAAAGGGCACACAGACAGUUUUGUACGCUAAAUUCACUUCUGGAUCUUGUCUAAAGCCCAACGGGAAUAAGAUUACGAACAUAAACAUCAUGCUAUUGUGUAAUUGUUUUCUGAGUAUACAAUAUAAAACGUUGAUGGGUUUCUACUCUUAA